Messenger RNA from Manihot esculenta (cassava), 1789 nucleotides. RefSeq names its product protein PIN-LIKES 2. Gene Ontology annotation, biological process: endoplasmic reticulum to cytosol auxin transport. Lineage: Eukaryota; Viridiplantae; Streptophyta; Magnoliopsida; Malpighiales; Euphorbiaceae. The record is from RefSeq and is a predicted model, not a curated record. Bases 280 to 1623 code for a protein of 447 amino acids. The transcript is spliced from 2 exons. Gene Ontology annotation, cellular component: membrane.
GGAUAGGACCAAAAGAACCAACCAAAGACCUUAAUUUUUAUUUUUAUUUUUAUAUUUUGGUCUUUUUUAGGAUCUGAUCAGAUUCUUCCGAGGGUUGGAGAAGAUGUUAAUGGGAGUCUCAUGAAUCUUUUCUCUGCAAAGACUCAACUGCUGUAAAACGUAAACCUUUUCCGUAAAUCUUGAAUUCUCUUCGUCUCUCUCUCUUACUGGAGUUGUCUUGACGGAACUCUCCGAUCUGAAGAAAUAUUUUUUCUUGAUCUUCAAAGAUUUGAAGACAAGAUGACUGCUUUAUUUGAAAACAAUAUGACCUCUAGUGGCGAAAAUUUGGCAACUGCUAUAGUGCCUUUGAUGAAACUUAUCUCGCUUACAAUUAUAGGAUUGAUUCUUGCACACCCAAAAAGCCAAAUCAUCCCCAAAGCAACAUUUAAGCUCCUAAGCAAGUUAGUUUUUGCCCUGUUCUUGCCCUGCCUAAUCUUCACUGAGCUUGGCGAAAGCAUUACACUUGAAAACUUUGCUCUUUGGUGGUUUAUUCCUGUUAAUGUACUCGUUAGUACAAUUAUUGGUUUCUUUCUUGGGCUAUUAGUUGUGGCUAUUUGUAAACCGCCGCCACAAUUUAACAGGUUCACCAUCAUCAUGACUGCCUUUGGCAACACUGGGAAUCUUUCUCUAGCAAUUGUUGGAUCUGUCUGUCAUACUAAAGAUAGCCCAUUUGGAGCUCAUUGCCACUCAAGGGGAGUGGCUUAUGUCUCUUUUGCACAAUGGGUUGCUGUAAUUCUGGUCUACACACUUGUUUAUCAUAUGAUGGAACCACCGUUGCAGUUUUAUGAGAUUGUUGGGGAAGGGAUUGAGAUUGAGGAACAACGACCAGCUACUGAUGUCAGUAGACCUCUCCUUGUAGAAGCUGAAUGGCCAGGUAUUGAGGAUAAGGAAACUGAACAUGCCAAGACUCCUUUCAUUGCUAGAAUUUUUAAUAGCAUCUCAAACCUAUCACAAACCAAUUUCCCUGAUAUUGAUCUUUCUGGAGAUGGUUCUGCAAACAGUCCCAGGUCCAUUAGGUGUUUGGCUGAGCCAAGAGUUGUGAGGAGAAUCCGUAUUGUGGCAGAGGAAACUCCUAUACGGCACAUACUUCAACCUCCAACAAUUGCUUCUUUAUUAGCUAUCAUUAUUGGAAUGGUGCCUCAGCUAAAAGCUUUUGUAUUUGGAUAUGAUGCUCCAUUAUCUUUUAUCACAGACAGUUUAGAGAUUUUAGGUGGUGCUAUGGUGCCUUCUGUUAUGCUUAUUCUUGGAGGCAUGCUAGCUGAAGGGCCAAAUGAGUCUACCCUCGGUCUUCGAACCACAAUUGGAAUAUCUGUAGCUAGGCUUUUGGUGCUUCCUCUUCUGGGAAUUGGCAUUGUAGCAUUGGCUGAUAAGCUGAAUUUUCUUGUACAGGGCGACUCAAUGUACAGAUUCGUGCUCUUGUUACAAUACACAACACCAAGCGCUAUUUUAUUGGGAGCAAUUGCAAGCCUGAGGGGGUAUGCAGUGAAGGAGGCUUCUGCACUUCUCUUCUGGCAGCAUGUCUUUGCUCUCUUAUCCCUUUCCUUGUAUAUUGUGAUCUACUUCAAAUUACUUUCUUAUAUUUGAGGUAUCCUUGUACUCUUACUCUCUGUCAGCAUCCAUCAGGUUUGCCGACCUCUCGCAUUGAAAACUAUGGAUUUAUUUGUUUGCUCUGUGUACUCUACUGGAUAGUGUUGUUGAUGAAUGGUGCUUCCUGCAAGUUGAUUUGCAGAAUCUAAAUAUCACUUGUCUG